CUCUUUGUAUUGCUUUGAGAAAAUGACGACACGUCCAUGCGAUCGUUGGUUAACAGUUUUCAGCACUAUUAUAAAAAACAUUAUUUGCAUGUAAUCAGUCUCUUUUUAAUAACAAAAUAAAAAUCUAUUUUAGCUUGAAGUAAAGACUUAUCACAAAAAAAUUCUACCAUUUCGUGUUCAAUUCCGAACAUUUCCUCGAAAUUUAUAUUAGAAAAUUUUGGUCGCAGUACUUAUUCAAUUUAAACCUCAAACUUUAGCAGGAAAUGGCAUUGAAAAGAAUAGCCAAGGAACUGCUGGAUCUAGGAAGAGACCCACCGGCACAAUGUUCCGCCGGACCAGUGGAGGAAAGCGACAUGUUCAAAUGGCAGGCCACGAUCAUGGGCCCCAGUGAGAGUCCAUACCAAGGGGGCGUCUUCUUCCUGUCCAUACAAUUUCCUCAAGACUACCCUUUCAAACCACCAAAGAUUACUUUCCAGACUAGAAUCUACCAUCCGAACAUUAACUCCAAUGGAUCUAUCUGUCUUGACAUCCUCAGAAGCCAGUGGUCGCCAGCACUCACAAUAGCAAAAGUGCUUCUCUCAAUCUGUUCACUCUUAACAGACCCCAAUCCGGAGGACCCCUUGGUACCCGAGAUAGCCCGCAUUUAUAAGGCAGACAGAAACAGGUACAACGACCUCGCCAAAGAAUGGACCAAAAAGUAUGCCAUGUAAUGACGUAUAGUCUCAAAAUCGUCCUCGAGACAGCUAACUAAACAUAUAUCUUAAAAUUUUAUGAUAAUCCUCAAAAUUUCU
This is a messenger RNA of Symsagittifera roscoffensis, 791 nucleotides long. RefSeq names its product ubiquitin-conjugating enzyme E2 2-like. The transcript is spliced from 4 exons. Bases 264 to 710 code for a protein of 148 amino acids. Gene Ontology annotation, cellular component: nucleus. Gene Ontology annotation, biological process: protein polyubiquitination. The record is from RefSeq and is a predicted model, not a curated record. Gene Ontology annotation, molecular function: ubiquitin conjugating enzyme activity. Lineage: Eukaryota; Metazoa; Xenacoelomorpha; Acoela; Convolutidae.